Molecule: messenger RNA, 2841 nt
Organism: Corticium candelabrum
Lineage: Eukaryota; Metazoa; Porifera; Homoscleromorpha; Homosclerophorida; Plakinidae
Product: centrosomal protein of 131 kDa-like
Exons: 22
Coding region: 22-2631 (869 amino acids)
Biological process (GO): intraciliary transport involved in cilium assembly; cilium assembly; regulation of centrosome duplication
Cellular component (GO): centriolar satellite
Source: RefSeq, a predicted model, not a curated record
ACAGCGGGACGUGCAAACCCGAUGUCGUCUCUCGAUAACUUCGGUCGAAUAAGUGGCACAAGUCAGCGCGUCUACUCUAGAACGUCGAAGCGAGCAACUGCGUCCUCAGAAAAGUUUGGCUGUCAGCGAUACGGGGGCGGAGUUAACUUUGUGUCGCCUUCUACUCAAGAGCCAGUGACCGCUGUACUUGAUGUUGCUCGUUUUGAGCCAGCGGCGAAAACAAUUCAGCAAUGGUACCGGAGAGUGAUUGCAAAGAGAAGUGAAGCCAAUCAACAGAUAAAGGACAUGCUGAAGAAAAAGCAAUUUCAAAGGGCAUCUGAUAUGAGAUUAUCAAGAAGCAUCGCAAAUCAGCAAAGGAAGGCAAAGGAAACCAGUCGAAGUGAAAAGGAGCGAAUGGCUCGUCUUGCUGCCAUUGAGGAGCUAAAACGAAAACGAGAAGAGAAACAGAUAGAACAAAGAAAGAAGGCUGAACAGGAAAUGGUUUAUCUUGAAGCAAGUGGUAAAGUAAGGAAACAGCCUGUGAAAUGGAGAACAGGUAAAGCUACAGGGAAACAAGUUUAUGCUAAUUCAAGGUCAAGAUUACAACAAAACAAGAAACAAAUUCAACCGACUGUUGAUAAAGUGACUGAGGUCAUGUUGAAGACAACCAAUGAGGAAUCUGAGCCAACAGAAACUGCACUGGAAGAGACAGCGGCGCUUGAUGGAGAGAGUCAGAGUGAUGCACACAGCAUUACUAGUGUUUAUUCAGACAUGAAGUCUCAAACUUCUAGCCACUCUACCCUUCAUGAAGCUCUAAAAUUGUUGGAAGCUGAGCCUGAGCCUUUAGAAUAUCCCAAUGCAACCAAUCAUCAGACAAGUGAGCUGUCGCAGUGGAUGGACAACAAGGGAGGACUGUCAAGUGGAAAGCUUGGGAGUAUAUUAGACUUUUUGGCAGAGGUGGAACGAGAGAAUCCUUCUCCUAUACCUUCAGAUUUGAGUCGAAGGUCUAUGGUGGUUGAGGAGGAUACUCAGAAAGAACUGGAUGCAGUAUCUGCUGUGACAGCUGACAUAGCUUCAACAAUGUGCAGUCAGAAGGAAGCUCUGGAUGUGACGAGGAAACGGCUGGGAGCCGUAGAGAGAGAAAUCGAUGAGCAGCGGCAACUGAACAUGUAUCAGAUGCAGCAACAGCAGAGAGAACAUAAGCACAAGCUCACACUACAGAAACAGGAAUACGAGCAGCGUCUCGAAGGAUUGCAAAAGGUCAUCGAUCAACUUGUUGAUCAGAACGAAAAGUUAUCUGCUCAGUGUGAGUCUCUACUGCAAGCUAUGAAGUCGACCGACCAGAAAUACACUCGUAAGAUCCACGAGAUGGAAGAAAGCCAUGCUCGCGAAUUAAAGCGGCAGAAAGAUAUUGAUGCUGCUGCAGAAAAACUGAGAAGAGAAAAAUGGAUUGAUGAGAAAACUAAACAGAUUAAGGAUAUGACAGUCCAAGGACUGGAACCGGAGAUUCAACGUCUCAUAUCCAAACACAAAACGGAGAUGAAACGAGUGUCUGUCAUCCAUCAAGACGAGUUGGCAAGAGCAGAUGAACGUGCUAGUAGUCGCUUUGUUCAACAGACUGAAGACUUGCGAGAGCAGCUUGCCAGAGAGAAGGAGGCUGCGUGUCAACGGGAGAGAGAACUAGCGAGACAACGAUAUGAGAAGCAAGCAGAGCAAGAUGAAAUGGCACUACAGAAAGAGCGACGACGGUUACACGAUGAAGUGGAGCACGAGAAGCAGAGGCUUGCCGAUAUGGUACGACAACAAAAACAAGAAAUAGAUGGAUUGAAAUCGAAAUUACAGACACAAUAUGAGGAAAAGUUUAGUGCAAUAGAUGAAGACAAACAAAGAGCUUUAGAAGAGCUUGAAAGAAGACACAAAUCUGAGCUUAGAGAACUGAAUGAGCGUUUAACAAUAGAGAAAACUGCUUGGCAAGAAAACAUGAUCAAGAAACAAGAUGACAUAUUUGCUACUAGAGAAAGAGAGCUGAGGGAGAGUAUGCGGAAAGAAAGAGAUAAGGAAAUAGAGAUGGUUAUUCAACAUCUGGAAGCUGAAACUCGUCACAACCAGGAGGACAUGGAGAAAACUACAGAGACAAGAAUUAGGAGAGUAAGAGAGAAAUAUGAAAGUGAGUUGAAGGAGCUAGAGCAGUCAGAAAAGAGCACAAGACAGAAGUUCUCUAAGAUGAAGGACCAAGUGCUAGAGUCUCAGAGUUCAGUUUCACAGUUAGAAUUGCAAUUGAAAAGAAAGGAGAGAGAAUUGGAGGAUUGCCAGGAAGUGUCCAGCCGUUUGACCAAUGAAAGAGAUCACAUGGCAGACAUCAUCAGACAGGAAUUUGUUGAUCGCUUGGUAGCUACUGAGGAAGAAAGCAAACGCAUGAAAAGUGAGAUGAGUGAGAUGAAAGCUCGACACAAAGUUGAAAUGGAGCAAGUAACUAAAGACAAGGAGAGCGAGUUGAACGAAAUACACGAUAGAGUAAAGUUAGCUCUUGCUAAGAAGGAAGAAGCCAUUAAAUCGAUGAGAGAACAAUAUCAGGCUGCUGUCAAGCGAUCAGAGCAUUUUGAAAUGCUUCUCAAACGACAGCGACAAGAAUUGACAAAACUUCAAUCAUAGUGCUUAAACAUUAUUACAGCAAAUUAUGGCCAGUUUAUUGAUUUUGAUGGCAAACAUUUUAUAGUAAUGGAUUUUUAUGACCUUUAUGUGCAUGACAAUAUUAAAAGCAUUAUGAGUAUAUUACAAUUGUUACAAUGUGGUAAAGUUUAGUGAUCAUUAGGGUAUAGCUGCUGAGAUUCAGACAGUACAGUUGUUUCAGCAGUGCUGCUU